This is a messenger RNA of Metarhizium album ARSEF 1941, 1515 nucleotides long. RefSeq names its product Cytochrome P450. Lineage: Eukaryota; Fungi; Ascomycota; Sordariomycetes; Hypocreales; Clavicipitaceae. The coding region runs from base 1 to 1515 and encodes 504 amino acids. The transcript has 4 exons. Gene Ontology annotation, molecular function: iron ion binding; oxidoreductase activity, acting on paired donors, with incorporation or reduction of molecular oxygen; monooxygenase activity. The record is from RefSeq and is a predicted model, not a curated record.
AUGUCCGUGCUAACCACCACCGGGGCUCAUCUUGUUGCCCUUCUUUUGCUGUAUGUCCUCGUCAGAGUGAUUUGGGAAGUCUUCUUGUCGCCUCUUCGAACUUUCCCGGGUCCAUUUGCGUCCAAGUUUACCGAUGCAUGGAGGGCUUUCCUGACAACCCGUGGCAAUGUGGACUCUACCACUCGAGGGUGGCAUAGGAGAUGGGGCCAAGCCGUUCGAAUUGGGCCGAAUACGAUUAGUCUGAGUGACCCCAAGUUGAUCAAAGAGGUGUACGCCAGCACAAGUAAGAAAGCGUGGAAGAAGAGCCAAAUGUACCGUGUCAACGAUGCACUUAUCGACGGUCGAAGAAUCUCCAACAUCUUCAACACUCAUGAUGAGGAGUUUCACAAAAAGUAUGCCAGGCCGAUUGCUGGCUUUUGGACUCUGACAAAGCUCCUGGAACUUGAACCAUUGAUGGACGAGACUAUCCAGAAGUUUGUCAACAAGCUGGGCAGCAAGUUCGCGGAUGGCCUCACGCCAGAUACCGUCUUUGCUUGGGAUUUUGCUGCCAAUGUUACCUUUGGAGAGCAUUAUGGUUUCAUCGACCAGGAAAAGGAUAUUGAGGGCAUGAUUAAAGAAUCAUCCGAUGGCCUUCGCUACUUCGCACCGGUGUCUCAAGCGCCUUGGCUCGAUGGUUGGCUGGACAAGAAUCCCAUCUACCGCAUUGGCCCCAAGCCAUUAGUCAAUGGCUUGUUAUACACCGUUCGUCGCCUGGCUGAUUACCAGAGGAAGCUUGCCGAAGGAACCCUCGAACGCGCCAAGGUAGACACGCUUAUAGACAAGUACUACGGGCUCAAAGACAUCUACCCUGAUGUCGCGGACGGCAAUCAACUCGUCAAUUGGCUCAUGCUCAAUGUUUUGGCGGGAGGGGAUUCCACGGCCGGAGCGUUGAGACCCAUUGUGUACCAUCUUGGAAAACGCCCGGAAGCGCAAACAAAGUUGCAGAGCGAGCUGAAAGCAGCGCAGCUCUCUGUGCCCGCCCAGUGGAGAGACAUCUGCAAGCUGCCUUACCUGGACGCAGUGAUCCGCGAGGCGGCACGCCUGAAUCCAGCCGUGGGCUUGAUGUUUGAGCGAGAAGUUCCUGCAGCCGGGUUCCGGCUUCCGGACGGCCGCUUCGUCCCAGCCGGGACAAACGUCGGCAUCAACCCCAACGUCGUGACGAGGGAUGUCGGCGUUUUCGGCGAGGAUGUAGACGAGUUUGUUCCAGAACGUUGGCUGCAAAGGUGCGACGAGGACGGCGACCAGUUCGUACGGCGUCGCCGACGAAUGGAGGAGUCCGGGGACUUCAUGUUCGGCGCAGGAAGCCGAACUUGUACGGGGAAGCUCUUCGCCAAGAUGGAAAUGUACAAGCUCAUGGCCACGUUGUACACCAUGUUUCACGUAAGUGCUACUCCCCAUCACUUUCCGCCGAGCCGACUGCCGCAGCCAAACACCCGGGUAACGACACAUUGCGGGCGGAAGAGCUUUGAGGUUUGA